AUGGUGAUGAAGUCUCUUCUAAAUCUUUGUCUUUCGGCAGUGUGCCAACACGAAUUGAACAGUGAGCUCAGUUUCAUUCCAGUCGAGUGUCGGCAGAAGCUUCUGGAAUUCUUUUGUAGUCAUGAUCAGCUCUCAGCGUCAGACUGCUCGAAUCUGGUGUGCUCGAAAUACUUUGGCUGUAACAUCCCAUCGCUAACAUUCUAUUUGUCAGCUGAGCUCACCGACGAGAUGCUCCAUCAACUGACCACCAACAAUAAAUAUGUGGAGAAGAUCACGCUGGUCGAUUGUCCGAACGUCACUGAUCACGGCGCACAGGCGGUUACCACCGGACAGAUUCUGUUGAGACAGUUGGAGUUGAGGGCGAUGCAUCAGUUGACGGAUGAGUGUUUGGAGAGUGUGUACAGUCCGUUUUUGUAUUCGGUGGAUUUGUCUGGGUGUGGAAAGAUCACAAGUCGUGGAAUCCGAACCCUUCUCACCAAUAACCCAACCAUCGGUUGCUUAUACCUAAACACGUGCAGAUCCCUCGACGACCAGGUUCUGUACGACAUUGCUCAUUACGUCGGGGACCGUCUUCACGUUCUCGAGCUCGACUUUCCCACAUCACUCGCCGACCCGGCAGCCGCUCUCCACUACUUGUCCUCGCUUUGUCCCAACCUGUCACAGCUGUCCCUUGCACGUUUUUUUCAUGAGAGCCUGGAAGAUGUCGAAAACAAUGUGCAAUUCGUGAUUGAUGGCGGUAAUUUGAAGACACUGGAUUUGUAUGGAAACUAUUUCUCCCUGAUGCCUCAGCUACCGCCAACAGUUCAGUCGAUUCGGUUGUCAGUGUCAGGGGAUGAGGAUUCACAACAAUUAUUGACGACUCUGAUGAGUCAACCGUUUUUGAGUAGUAUCAACUUGAUUGUAUCGGUUCGAGAGGCUAAUAUUCAAGCCGUCGACAACGCCAACUCUCUGCUUUGCGCCAUCAUCCCGCUGCUCGGCCACAAAAUCACAAAACUCCAAAUCUCGGUACCCCGUCUCUUCGAUGAACCUCUUCAUCUCGUCACCGAAUUCCUUCCCAAUCUGACGCAUUUAUCUCUGGAAAUCAACCAUCUCAACACGAACAUUCUACAAAAAUAUUUUGCGGGCGGCUCAAAGUCCAACGCUUCCAAACUCAAAUGCCUUAAAAUCUGUCGUAUGCGUAUGACGUACCGAGUACUUUUCGCAAUUGCUCGGGGAGCCAGAAACCUCACAGACCUCGAAACCUCUCACAUGUCAUCAGUGGAUGAUAGGUUCCUCUGCUUAUUAGGUGGUAACUGUCGGCAACUGAGGUGUCUGAAUAUCAACGGGUGCAGAUUGGUCACUGACAAAGGGUUAGCUGUUUUGGCAAAACGCUGUCCACUGCGGGAAGUCCGGAUCCGUGGCACCGCGUGUACCGACAAGUCGAUCUACACGUUGGCUCAAUUCUGUCCGGAACUCGAAUGGAUCUCCUACGCCGACUAUUCGGGCCGCCCGAAAUUCUCCGACGCGGCACUACAAUGUCUGCGUGAUUCGUGUAUUCAGAAAGUGAUUUGUUGA
Molecule: messenger RNA, 1554 nt
Organism: Caenorhabditis remanei
Lineage: Eukaryota; Metazoa; Nematoda; Chromadorea; Rhabditida; Rhabditidae
Exons: 7
Coding region: 1-1554 (517 amino acids)
Biological process (GO): SCF-dependent proteasomal ubiquitin-dependent protein catabolic process
Cellular component (GO): SCF ubiquitin ligase complex
Source: RefSeq, a predicted model, not a curated record